This is a messenger RNA of Gavia stellata (red-throated loon), 4201 nucleotides long. RefSeq names its product glia maturation factor beta (gene GMFB). The record is from RefSeq and is a predicted model, not a curated record. Gene Ontology annotation, biological process: actin filament debranching; negative regulation of Arp2/3 complex-mediated actin nucleation. Gene Ontology annotation, cellular component: actin cortical patch. The transcript is spliced from 7 exons. NCBI's taxonomy places the organism in Eukaryota, Metazoa, Chordata, Aves, Gaviiformes, Gaviidae. Bases 51 to 479 code for a protein of 142 amino acids. Gene Ontology annotation, molecular function: actin binding; Arp2/3 complex binding.
CCGUUGUUGGCGCGCGAGCGGCGGCGGUUGGGCGGUUGCGCGCGCGCAAGAUGAGUGAAUCUCUGGUGGUUUGUGAUGUUGCUGAAGACCUGGUGGAGAAACUGAGAAAAUUCCGGUUUCGUAAAGAAACCAACAAUGCUGCCAUUAUAAUGAAAAUCGACAAGGAUAAGCAGUUGGUGGUACUGGAUGAGGAGCAUGAGGGUAUUUCUCCUGAUGAGCUAAAAGAUGAGCUGCCUGAGAGACAACCUCGAUUUAUUGUGUAUAGUUACAAGUAUCAGCAUGAUGAUGGAAGAGUUUCUUAUCCAUUGUGCUUUAUCUUCUCCAGUCCAGUUGGAUGCAAGCCUGAGCAGCAGAUGAUGUAUGCUGGAAGCAAGAAUAAGCUUGUACAGACAGCUGAACUCACUAAGGUAUUUGAAAUAAGAAAUACAGAAGACCUAACUGAAGAAUGGCUGCGUGAGAAACUGGGCUUCUUCCAUUAAGAAAACGUCUGUAAUAAGUAUUUAUGUACCAUCCUGAUAAUACUGGAACCAGACAUGAAUACUUACAUCUAAAAAAAUGCACUGUAUUUACAUCUGUCUCCUGCAGUAUAUCUCUUGUGCAGAGUUUGUGCAAAGAAUAACAGGUCUGUCUCCUUGAAGUAACAAAUCUUUGCAGGUGUUUCCUUAGUUGUACCUGUUAAAAGGGAAUACUCCUCUGCAGGGACUCCUUUUGCACUCUUGUGACUAAUAUUUCUAUAACUAAAAUUGUUCAGUUCUGGAUUUAUAACUAUCUACAAAUGUAAUUUGGAAGCUGACGCUAACUUUUUCUGAGCUACAAAUGCAUCCUUAUGACAUAUACUAGCCAUUUACAUGCAAAAAUUGUGUACUGUCACUUUUCAGACUCUUUGACUUAAUGUCUUCUCAAGUUUGAAAACUACUCCCUGGAAGCAUUUAGUAUUAAAAAGACAAAAUCCUUGUACAGCAAAUCCAUCCAUUUAUCUUUCCAUCGAGUCCAUGUGAACUUUCUCAAAUCCUUGGAACUAAUUUUUGUCAUUCCAGUUAAUUCCUCAGUUGACUGAGUCAAUCUCGCUAAAUUUCAGGGCAGAGCUUUGACUGUCCAGUUCUCAUGCUAAUACAGUCUUACAGGAACUAGGUGAUAACUAAGGGCUGAAUUACAACUCUGGUUACUCUCGUACCAGAUGUCUUGCAUAUAUAACUUACUACACUGUUAAGAAAUUUACCUCUUUGCUCCUUUCCUGUUGUAUGAACACCUGUUAAUACUGUGUGCCUUUAAUUUGUUAGCUUUAAAAUGACUUGAGAAUUUUACACUGCCACUUAUUACAAAUUUGGUAAAAAUUUUGUUAAAGAAUCCAAGUAACAUAUUUUCCUAGUGCCUAGUGUUGCAGUUGACAUCUGUAAAAAAAAAAAAGCUAACCUCACUGUCUUUGAAAUUCUAGUCAUCUACUCCAUUUGUAGGAGUCAGGAGGUUAAAGCUUUUCAUGGUAAUGAAUUAUUUAUAUCUCUUUUGUUAUAAAAGUUGGCCACACAUAGCUUUUGAGUACUUUAAUUACAGUCUCUAACUUUCUUAACUGCUCGUUGGUCAAAAUUACAUUCCAGAUAAAGCUUUUGCAUAAGUGAUAAUUUGAUUUUCAUUUACUUAUGGUUCAUCUCUUUGAAACAGCAAAUAUUCUAAUGUGAAAAGAGUAUUUAACUUUUAUAAAUGACCAGUCUUUUUACAGGUCUGUUUUAUAUUCAAUAGAGUAGUUGUCUGAUAUGGGAUGUGUUCAGCCCAUGCAGUGGCAAAAGGAGUACGCAUGUGACAGUAUCUCACUCUCUUGCUCAUGAGUGUUUGUUGUGCUACUGAAUAAAUAUCUGCGUAAGAGCAGCUUCCUGUUGAUAACAUACCUUAAAAUACAGCUGCCCUAACAAAUCUGUUUGAGGAGGAAUGCAGUGUUAAAUUUGGAGGCCAGUAUUUCAUGCUGUGAAACCUUUGCUGAAAGAAAGUUUAUUUUUCAUUUGCAAACAUAUGUUGUGUUAGUGUUAAAACACUAAUUCCUCUAAGAUUGCAAGGAAUUAAUUUGCAAAGGUCCUCAGUGUUGGUAAAUCUCUUCUUAGUUUGAUGUUACUGCUCAUUUAUUUGUAUACGAAUCUGACUUGAGCUUUUCAAAAUAUGUGUUAGAACGAUCCAAUUAAAUUGAUCUGUCAGUGCGGGAAAGAAAUGCUUGUAAUUAAAUUUCUGUGUUAACGUAGUGAACUGGAAAAACAAUUUCAUUUCCCUGGACAAAAAAAUGUUGAUUAUGAAACUGUUGCUUGAUCAUUCUGUACUACAGAUCAAUAAAAACAAUGUCUUUUGUGACAAACAUUGUAUAAAUAAGACUUUGGCUUAAAGAAUGGUGUCAUUCUAAGGUGUGAAAUGGCAAGAAUCUUGUUUUGUUGGCAUUGUGCUAAAGGUAAGGCAUGUCAAAGUACAGCGUGGGUGAGAGGGAAGCUGCCACUUGUAACAUUCAGCUUGAUUUGCAGUGGGGAAAACUGGAUUAAUAAUCUUUGUCAUUGUACUUUGUACACUGGUGGGCUGCCAGCAUCCAACUGCUGCUUGUGCAGGUCUUGACAAAAAUAACUGUAAAAGGGGCCUGUCUCUCUCGAGAGGAGAAGGGAGGAGCUGCUGCAGUCUCAGUUCUUUUCACUUCAGAUGUUCUUCUUGCCUCCAAUUAAGGAUUUUCUGCCUUGGGUGCUGCCCCUCAAGUCUUGUAGAAAGCAAAUAAAUCCUGAUGAGAGUGUUGAAGCCCGCUUUCUUGUGAAAGGUGAUGUUGAUGCUGCUCAGCCCACCAGUAGUAUUAUUCUUCAGCCUUGCUUGGUAGCUGGGCCUCCUUCCCCUCUCUGAGCUGUGGAAGUGAGGAAGCAGCUGCAGGUACUUGGAGAAUAAGUGUGCAGAGGAUGUCUGCUGUUCUAGGCUUGUUUGUGGUUUCCUUGUUUUUAAUGCAGGGUUUUGACACAACUGUCUGCUGCUUACUGUCCUAGGCUCUUGAGAUACAGGUAGUGCUAAUACUUGAUUAAACAAAGAUGUUAAUUAUGUCAAAAUUUUUCCUGCACGAAUAAUAUUUGUUUUGAUGACAUACUUUCCCCACCUUAUCUUUAGAACUGUAUUUUCUGUACUGCUUCCCCCUCAAGAUCAGUGGGAGGCAGAUGUGUCCGUGUUCAGAAGGCCAGUAUGUUCUGACUGUGCUUUAUGAGCGAGUCGUCCAUCUGUAAUCAUACAUUUGUCUUGAAUUUUCAGGUCUCUAAAGAGGGUUCAAACUAAAGGACAACAUAAAUUAACUAAUGCCGCCUAUGGGAGCCUUUGUAGCUAAAGGUCUGAGAGUCAGCAUUUUCCAUCGUGAGCUCCUAUUUUUCAGGAGUUAGUUAAGUUGGCCAUAAAAUCCUUGGCCUGGAGUUAAAGGUCUCUCAAAGGGAGACUUCUGCCACAAUUAAUUUGGUUUGCUUUAAAUAUUGAGUAGAUGGCUGGGAUACAGCUCUUGUAAUCCUAUUAAUUAAUGGUAAGCUGAAUUAAAGCAUGAGUUUGCAUGUCAGCCCAUAAAAUGGACUUGUAUUGUUUGAAUAUUUUUAACAAAAAAAAUUAAAUGCUGGUAUUUGAUGGUUUAAGUGUGUUUCUAGUAUCAUGAAUGCUGUUUUGAUCUAUCAAGGGAGGCAAUAAUGUGGGUGUUGACACCUUUUCACUUCUCCAAAGGAGCAUCUUAUGCAUUUGUGCCAGGAUUCCAUUUUUGUAUCUUUUACUGUAAAAUAGCUAGUCCAGAAACAAUGUUAAACUGGUAACAGGGGUCUGAAUCAUGCAAAAGCAAGGGAGUUCAAUUCCUCACUUCAGUGCGCUCAAAAAAGAAGUGUCAUGCAACAUAUUUUUUGAUACAUACCUCUAGUAACUGUGACAUGGAGAUGUGAUGGGACAUGAGAAGAGGUGCAGUAAAACUCUUGCUUUUGUUACAUGAUCCAGACUCUGACUUGCAUACUGUGACACGUCGGGGUGGGCUCCGGUGCUGCGGGUGGUAAAAGGUGCGAGAGGUUCACAGCCAGUUUUGAGAAUUUGGCAAUUCCAUGCAAAUAUCAGAAACCAGUACAACUUCCAUAUGCCAUUUAGUGUCUGCUAGUUCACAUUGCAUGUUUCCUUUAAACCAAAUCUUUUUUGCUAAGCAUGGUGCUUGUAUUGGUUUAAAUAAAAUGUUUAAUUAAGA